Messenger RNA from Lingula anatina, 2549 nucleotides. Its product is annotated as nuclear pore complex protein Nup98-Nup96. Gene Ontology annotation, cellular component: nuclear pore; nuclear pore cytoplasmic filaments. Gene Ontology annotation, biological process: post-transcriptional tethering of RNA polymerase II gene DNA at nuclear periphery; protein import into nucleus; telomere tethering at nuclear periphery. The record is from RefSeq and is a predicted model, not a curated record. Lineage: Eukaryota; Metazoa; Brachiopoda; Lingulata; Lingulida; Lingulidae. Gene Ontology annotation, molecular function: RNA binding; structural constituent of nuclear pore.
AUAGAAAAGCAAUAAGGUCAUUUAUUCCAGGACGUAGAAAUAAAGACAAAGUGGAAGAAACUGACGUGAAAAAUCUGCUAGUACAAAAAAAGUGAAAUCUGUCACCAUAAACCAUGUUUGGUGCAAACAAACCAUUUGGUUUUGGUGGUGGCACUGGAACAUCAUUUGGGGCAUCAACACCAUUUGGGGGAGGUACAACUAGUACUUUUGGUGCAAAACCCACAGGUACUGCUACCACAUUUGGGACACCAGCCUUUGGAAGCCAGACUCCAGCCUCAGGGGGGCUAUUUGGGGGCAAUGCCAACACACAGCAAACUGGGGGACUGUUUGGAGGGACAUCUUUCUCCUCUGCAGGAGGAUCUGGUGGGUUUUCAUUUGGCAGUCAACCUACAACACAGACCACCAGUUUGUUUGCCAGUUCUAGCACUGGUGGAGGAGGGUUAUUUGCCACACCAUCAACCAGCUCAGCCUUUGGAGCCAAGACACCGGGGUUUGGAGUGGGAAAUACCAGUUUUGGUGGCACUUCCACAGGCACCAGUCUGUUUGGCAGCACCACCCAAACCUCCACAGGCACCCUGCCAUUUGGUACCACAGGCACCACUGGGGGCAGCAGUCUCUUUGGAGGAGGUGCAGAUACCAGUUUUGGUGGCACUUCCACAGGCACCAGUCUGUUUGGCAGCACCACCCACACCUCCACAGGCACCUUGCCAUUUGGUACCACAGGCACCACUGGGGGCAGCAGUCUCUUUGGAGGAGGUGCAGCCACAGCAUUUGGCACUGCUCAAACUGGCACCACAGUGAAAUUCAACCCACUGCCAGGCAGUGAUAACAUGUUGAAAAAUGGCGUCUCACAGACUAUCAACACCAAGCAUCAGUGCAUCACGGCCAUGAAGGAGUAUGAGAGUAAGAGUUUAGAGGAACUUCGCAUGGAAGAUUACGCAGCCAAUCGUAAAGGUCCCCAGCAGGGGGCGACAGCGGGGACGGGUCUGUUUGGUAAUACACAGACUGGACAGACGUCGGCUUUUGGGUUUGGUCAGCCUCAACAGCAACAACAACAGCAACAACAGACAACUGGAGGAUUUGGAAGUGGUAAGUCAUUUGGCAACACUUCUACCGGUUUAUUUGGUCAACAGCAGAACACAGGUGGCAGCAGCCUGUUUGGACAGACCAAACCUACAUUUGGAACUGCUACUACCACUGCAGCUAGUACAGGGUUUGGGACAGGAUUUGGAACCACCAGUACAGGAGGUGGGACAUCUCUGUUUGGACAGCAACAGAGCAAGCCACUGUUUGGCAACACAACCACCUCUCAGGCCGGUGGAAUAUUUGGCCAGACAUCCACAGCUUCAACUGGAUUUGGCACUGGCGGGUUUGGCACCAGUACAGGAUUUAACAGCACACAGACUGGGGGUCUUUUUGGCCAGAAACCUCUAGGUUUUGGUACAACCAGCACAGCCACCACAAACACAGGGACUACAUUUGGCUUUGGACAAACCAACAGCAGUCUCUUUGCCAAGCCUACCACAAGCACUGGGUUUGGCUUUGGGCAGUCUACUGGCUUCAAUGCCAACACUGGAAGCACACUAUUUGGCAACAAGCCUGCUGGAUUUGGUGCCGCGUCCACUGGGUUUGGGAACGCGCUGGGAGGCCUUUCCACGGGAACCAGCUUUAACUUUAAUGCUACUGAUAACAAGCCAGCCUUUGGCACAGGUCUGAACCUUGGAGGCUUUGGCCAGACGGGUGGUCUGGGGGCUACCACAACACUGUCCACAGCUGGAGCCACACUGGGAAGUAAUACAGAUGCGGCUAUUCUGGCUGCUCAGCAGGCACAGAUACAACAGCAGUUGAUGGCACUGGCAAGUGCCCCAUAUGGAGACUCUCCACUUUUCAGAAAUCUGAAACUGGAUCCUUCAAAGAGGGAAGAUAUGAAGCCGACCAACCCCCUGGCCCAGAAGGCAGCUCUGAACACCUCUUCACAGUACAAAGUUAGCUCCAGACCUUCAGCAAAGAUCAAACCCAAACCACUGCAUUCUUUGGUCAACGGAAAGGCUCAGCUGUUUGAUGGACUGGAGGAGGAAGAUUGCACGUUUGGCAAUGACACAUUUGUACCUAGGCGCAGCGUGAAGAAGCUGGUCAUCAAGAACAACAGGAAUGGAUCAAGUCCACCGAGUCGUUCUUCCUCUCAGAUAGAGGGGGACCUAGAGCAGACUUCUCCAUUCAGACUGGGGGGUGCGAGGAAUGGGCUAAGCCUUCAGGACGAGCAAACCCCCCCCCCUGUCAUUAAAAAUAGCCAGCCAAUAACCCAGCAGAGGAAGAACGUUAAUGGUGACACCCCAGGACCUCGUCCAAGCCUGGAUGACUCCAUUGCGGCACUGAAUGCUAAGAAUACAGCCAAAAGUGCUGAAGCCAUGAAGAGAGAUGUGGAAUCAGGCGGAGAGAGCGAGGAGGAGGAGGACAGUGAGCUUUCAUCCUCUAUGAGGUUGGGGUCAGCAGGUGCAUUUUCACAGGAGAAGGAGCCAUCAGAUGCCAAAACUGAAAACUCUCUCUAA